This is a messenger RNA of Electrophorus electricus (electric eel), 4906 nucleotides long. It is a transcript of the gene syt16, whose product is annotated as synaptotagmin XVI. Lineage: Eukaryota; Metazoa; Chordata; Actinopteri; Gymnotiformes; Gymnotidae. Gene Ontology annotation, molecular function: phospholipid binding. The record is from RefSeq and is a predicted model, not a curated record.
GUGUGGUCUGGAGUCUCUGUCCUGUGGGUGUCGGUGCUGGCGUAGUAGGCCCGUGGAGUCUCGGGGGUCGGCGGUGCACACUUGACUGUGAAAUAGACGAGGACCGGAUUGGUUUGGUUGGUGCUGUGGUUCGCGUGGGCAGGACGGGCCGGACAGCUGGCUGGGUCCUCGCUCAGGUGAGAGCGAGAGGGACGAUACUGUGCGAGAGAGGCCGGGUGCGGGUGCGUCGUUGUUUGGAUGCCGCUGUUUCAAAGUGGUGGCUUUUGGUAUUUUUUGAGGGGGGUUUUUGAGAGGAGAGAAUUGACGGGAUUCGCUUCACAGUCCGGAUUUGUGAGAGGCCGUCAUACGGAAUGGGUUCUCAUGCCGUUUAUUAAAUCUAGCCCGCACCAAAUUUGACAAAUAAACAGCCUCAUGGGACGCCUAAGAAAACCUGUAAAGGGGAGAAUUGACUGAAACCACUGGAUCAAACCGAUACGUCUCAGUGAUGGCUUCCGACAUGUGGUCUGAUCCGUGUGUCUCUGUGUGUCCUCUCUCCCCUUCAGUCACCCCAGAGGCCAUCGGCUUCCUAUCAGCUGUGGGGGUCUUCGUCGUGCUUCUGGCCAUCCUCUUCCUCUUCAUCAAUAAGAAGCUGUGCUUCGCCCGCGUCGGAGGGCUGCCCUGCUUCGAGCAGGCCGGCCGCCGCAAGCGCAAGGACAGAGCUGGCAUACACCAGGGCCUGGUGAACAGUUACGGCGAUGACGACGAGGUCUCCAGCUCCUCGGACAGCGAGGACGAGAUCGUGAAGCGCUUUGAGAUCUCUGUUUCUCGUUCGCAAAGCUUUCGCUCGGGAGCCACAGAGGUCAGCGGACAAAGCGCCCCAGGACGGCAUCAUAAGUUUGAGAGACUUAUCUCAGAUCAGGAGGAGGGAAGCACUGAGCCUUCUGACUGCGAAGACGCUGACCAUGUGAGCGUGCAGAGUUUCCAGGACCCUCUGUCUCACCAGGGUCACGACAAGGCUGGACGGCGGGAUCCCCUCUCUCAGACGCUCGUCUGUGAGGACUGCACUCCCGCUGACCCUCUGUCUGCGGGUGCGGACACGGCCUCCGUGGGCUCGCGAGGCUUGGGGGACAGGCCAGGGGCCCUCCCCAGGGAGGAGAGGCGACGGCUGGGGAGUGCAGGCCGCAGGACUCCCCGUCCGAGUCCAGAACUGGACGCAGCAGUGGACAAUCACAGCUAUGACAACAACGAAGCAACUGAUAGCUCCUCCACCUGGAGCCCCGAGCCAAAAUGGGCAAAUUGUUUGCGCGUAUUUGAAAAUCAGCAGGAGCGUGCAGGCAGUAGGAGUUCUCUCUCCCGCCCCCCAAGUGCAUCACUCAAUCUCCGCCCCCCAAUCUCCAAAUGCGGCGACCUUGUCGUUGUCCUCGACUACCGACCUGACACUUUCAAGCUCCUGGUCACCGUGGUGACAGCCCAGGGCAUCCCUGACAAGGGCCGAAGUGGCAUGGACUCCUGGCAAGUGCAUGUGGCCCUGUUGCCAGGGAAACGGCAGCGCUACAAGACUGCUGUGCAGAGGGGCGUGGCACCGCGGUUCGGUGAGACAUUCCGCUUCUCGCGACUCGAACCAGGUGACCUGACCUCGUUGGCGCUGCGGUUCCGGCUGUAUGCUCAGGGGAAAAUGAACAGGGAGAGGAUGAUGGGAGAGGCCAUCUACAGACUCAACAAACUCAACACUGACACAACACCGACCGAGGCCAUACUAGUGCUGGAACCACGCAGUGACAUGAAGGCUCUGGACUCCCACACGUCCUCACCUGCUCAGAGUGCCUCCACACAGUCCCUGACCCACGGUGGGGUUCCUGAGCUGCUGCUGGGACUGGCCUACAAUGCCACCACCGGCCGCCUCUCCGUGGAGCUCAUCAAAGGGAGUCACUUCCGCAACCUAGCAUUCAACCGGCCUCCAGACACCUACGGCAAGCUGUCGCUGCUCAACUCCAUGGGCCAGGAGAUCUCGCGGUGCAAGACAUCACUGCGGCGGGGCCAGCCCAACCCGGUCUUCAAGGAGACCUUCGUCUUCCAGGUGGCCCUCUUCCAGCUGUGCGACGUCACUCUCCUGGUGUCAGUGUACAGCCGCCGUGGAAUGAAGCGCAAAGAGAUGGUGGGAUGGCUGGCGCUUGGCCAGAACAGCAGCGGCGAGGAGGAGGCGCUGCACUGGCGGGACAUGCGGGAGGGCGGCAACCAGCAGGUCUGCAGAUGGCACACACUCCUGGAGGCAUAGGGUGGACAGGGGCAGGGCAGGGAUGAGUGGGUGUGUACAAGGGGGUGGGGAUAUGGGUAAGGGUGAGAAACGAGGGGAAGCAGAGAGGGCGUAAGAAAUGGACGGAUUGCUGACAGCGGACACGGAUGAGCGGGAAACAUCAGGAAAUGCCAGAUGUUCCUGGCAGUCUACAGAGAACCUGUGGUGGGGAGGGGAGGAGAAGAGCUAAUGGUUAGAGGUUCGCCAUUUAAGAGGCAGUAGUGCUUCUUCUCUCAAGCCUGAAACGGUUUCCCAAGUUACAUGUCUGCAUGGCUGAAGUUAUGUUAAAGUGGCUUCGACUUUGGCAGCGUCUGUCUAGCACGCUGGUAAGAUGCCCUCUGUAAGAGCGUGCCUGACUUUGCAGUUGAAUUGUGGAUUGUGGGUGUUAGGUAAGAUCAUAGUUCUUGAAAUCUGCCUGGAGUCUCUAGUACUCCCAGGGGGAAUUUGCUUCGACAUGCAUGUUUGCCCCCUGCAAAAGUUUCUUUCUGUAAGGCAUCUGUGGUGUAAUUUGCACUUUAAAUGAUCAGAAUUACAUGCCUACAUACUGCAGAAAGGCUUGUGGUAUAUUGAAACACAGUGAUAUGACAUACAUAAAGGUUGACCUAUAUUAUUUUGACCAAAAUUCUUUACAGUUGUUAAAUCAUAUGAACGCUGAGAUUAAUUAAAUUGUCCUCAGAACUCUCAUCUGGAACAUCUGUGAUUAGUUGUAAAUCUUGCAGCUCACAAUAAUAAAAAAAAGUGUUUUGUUAGCUGACUUGCUCGCAAAUUGCAGUCUUGUGUGAUUUCAGAAUUGCAAAGGCCAGUAUUGCGAUAAUGACUGACAACCAAUAUAUUGCACAGCCCUAGCUUAGAUGUCAGCAGACUUGGCUUUCAUGAUGACUGUUUUGCAACAAUACUAUCAUGCUUGCUAGGCACGGUAAUAGUUCACAGUUGCAUGCUUACCACCUGGGGCAAAAUGAGGUGAAUUCAAUGUAAUGCUUGCUACAUAGUCCCUCAUAUGCCUGCAGUGUUUAUCCUGGCAAGUUUAUCAAUGACCACUAGAGAGCAGUAGCGAGAAGCCACAAACUUAUAGCUACCACGUAAGCUACCUAAUUCUUAACAAACUCAACUUUUUCUUCAGCUGAAGCUCACUGUGAAAGUAAGGCACUGAGGAAGAUCUUAUUUUGCCUUGAAGCUUCUUAUGUCAACUGUAUGAAAUAUUUCAUUUACGUUAAAGAAACAGCACUGCCGCACUGUAUUCACAGUCUUGCUUCAUAUUAUGAUUAUUCAGUUGUACCUUAUAAGAACUGUUCCUUGGAAAGGUCAUAAGGGAUAAUUCACACAAAGCGCUCCUGUUUAAAUCUCAUAUCACACUCAUUAGCUGUGUCCAAAUUCACACCCUACUUACUGUUUAGUGUUCUAUUUAGAGUGUCAGCCAUUUUGUGGUGUUGUCCAAAUUCUCAGUGGAUAAUUCAGAUUCUCUUUAUAGUUCACUAUAUUGUUACCCAUAGUGCAUUGUAAAUGUAGUGAACAAUCGAUGUACACUGCUUAAGGGAAAAGGUACCACAGCGCAUAGUGGUUUCCUAUGGCAGAUGUUAGCGCUGUAAGGACUGUGUAAUGGACAGAAUAAACAAAGCUCGUGUUCAAGAAAUAAGCAUUACAGUAUUUCACUCAGUAGUUUUUACUGAUAAAAUGUGAAGUUGGACAGAGCUGUAGAGCUAGGUAUUACUAAAGUCACAACAUCACACUGCUAAACUGCUGUACUUUAAUGUGUCGUGAUUGUACCGCUAGUCUACUUAUUGUUGAUGUUCUAGGUAGUUUAUGUGAUGAAAUGUCACAGUGAUAUAUUUCUUGUGCACAAUAACAUUGUUAAAAUUCUGUCUGUUUUCUCCCUUAUGGGUACCCUAUGUAAUGUUCUAUAUAGAGCGGUCUAUGCGCUGAUUGGUGAAUUUGUAAACGACCAGCCCAUUUCGGACAAAACUUCAGAUUUGUGACUGCUUGCUUCCAAAUAACCCCGUAAAAUGCAUAAAUGCUGCAUAAACUUGCAAAGCACCACUGUUGCGAUCUGAAGCUUCCACGCCUCUCCACCGGCGAUGUGCAUUCGUUAGAUUUGGAGUACUUUUUGACCAUGAGACCCGUAGGACAUCACCUUGCAGAACCAUCAUGAGAACACAGCGUCGACUUUAGUAGCGACAAAAUUUGAGACUUCUGUUGCUUUCUUUUCUGUUCUGGACUGAGCACUAUCUACAAGGGGAUCCAGGAGCGUAGGUGGUGGUCAGGGACAGUGGCCCAGCCUCGACCAGAUGCAGAUCCACUGUAUUGGGCAGCCUGCUGUGGUUCCUGCCCUGACCCAUGAGCCUUGUCUGGGGCUUCAACAUCUUGAGCACACAGAGGAAUGAUUUUCUCCAGCGCUCUUAAUUCUGGUGUUUAACCAUAUCAAAGACUCUGAAAAAAUUAGACCAAUGUAUCCACGAGAAUUAUACAAAAAGAAGAAUGAUUAGGCAAAAAUGAGAAAACAAUUUCACAUGUGCUACAGCUUUCUGUAAGAUGUAAUACUCAAUGUAAUACUCUAGUAAUGGAUUGUAAAAGUUGUAAUGCACAUUAUAUAUAUUGUGAUUGCUUUUACAAACAUGCAGACCUCCAACUGCCCUUAAA